AUGUCAAUUAACAAGGAGACUUUGCUUAAAGCUGAGGCUGUUUUAAGAAGCGGUGACAAGUUCAAUGUUGAAGCUCUUGAUGUCGUUGUCAAAGCUAUGUCUACCGGAACAGGAGAGACUUCAAAAUUAGCUAUGAAAAUUAUGACUGAUCUUAAAGCUGAUCCUGAUUCUUGGAACAAAGUUGAUGUUGUGUUGUCGAAGUCUGAGAUUCCUGAAGCCAAAUUUUUUGCUUUACAAAUUCUUGAAGAUCUUAUUACAACAAGAUGGAAACUAUUACCAAGAGAACAGUGUGAUGGAAUUAAAAGUUUUAUCGUUGGAUUAGUUUUAACUGUCUGCAAUGAGGUUAAUACACUAGAUAAGAAUCAUCCAGCAAAAGCAUAUUUAAAAAAGCUUAACUGGGUAUUGGUUAAUAUUGUCAAACAGGAAUGGCCUACUUAUUGGCCUACUUUUAUUUCUGAAAUAGUUGAUUCUUCACGCAGCAAAUUAUUUGAGUUUGGUCAUGAUAUUACUGCUAAAAAGCAAGCUCAUAUGAAAAAUCAAUUUUGUAAUGAAUUUGAGGCUGUCUUUAAGCUUUGUUAUGAAAUUUUAAGUGACUCUAAAAGUAUUCCAUUAAUUGCAUCAACAUUAGAAACAUUAAACAGAUUUUUACAAUGGAUUCCUGUUGGAUACGUUUUUGAAACUGAAAUUGUUGUUUUCUUAGUUGAUAAAUUUUUACCCCAUCCAAUUUUCCGUUCUACUGCUAUAAGUUGUUUGGCAGAAAUUGCUGGAAUUAAAGUAAGUGGAACUCCAGAGUAUGAAGAAAGAAUAAAAUAUAUGAUGGUUAAUGUAAUUAAAAUUAUGUCUAUUCAAAUUUCAUUGGAUAUUGACUUUAAUAGUUGCUAUAUGAAUGGAAAAGACGAAGAUCAAAAAUUUAUAUCUAACUUUACUAAAUUUUUAACGACGUUUUUACGUCAACACAGUAAAAUUCUUGUUAUAUUUAAGGAAAAUGAAAAUGAGAAUACAAUGCCAAUUAAGGAAGCACAUAUGUUAGCAUUACAAUAUUUACUAAAAAUUUCUACUAUUGAUGAUACAGAAAUUUUUAAGGUCUGUCUUGAUUUUUGGGCAGAGUUAGUAACAGAUUUAUUCCGUGAAUCACCAUUUUCUAAAAGUGAUAGUCAAAUUCGUCUGUAUGCAUUUGAUUCACGAAGUUCUCCAAACAGAACUUACUAUUCAGAAGUUAUAUCAAAUCUUAGAUCUCUAAUGAUAUCUAAAAUGGCAAAACCUGAAGAAGUCAUUGUUGUAGUAAAUGAAAAUAAUGAAGCUGUUCGUGAGAGUGUAAAAGAUACAGAUGCAAUUUCAUUAUAUAAAACAAUGAGAGAGACUCUUGUAUACCUAACACACUUAGAUCCAAAUGACACAGAAAGGCAGAUGACGGAAAAACUUCAAAAACAAGUUGAUGGUAGUGAAUGGUCUUGGAACAAUUUAUCAAGAUUGUGUUGGGCUAUUGGUAGUAUUUCUGGUGCUAUGCAUGAAGAUGAUGAAAGACGUUUCUUGGUUACUGUCAUUCGUGAUUUACUAGCUUUGUGUGAACAAAAAAGAGGAAAAGACAACAAAGCAGUUAUUGCUUCAAAUAUUAUGUACGUCGUUGGUCAAUAUCCUAGAUUUUUAAGAGCUUUUUGGAGAUUUUUAAAAACUGUUAUAAAUAAACUUUUUGAAUUUAUGCAUGAAAGUCAUGAUGGUGUUCAAGAUAUGGCUUGUGAUACAUUUAUAAAAAUUGUUAUGAAAACAAAAAGACAUUUUAUUUUUGUACAAAAUGGUGAAGAGGGACCAUUUAUUGAGGAAAUUAUUGACAAUAUUGGAAAUAUUAUCUGUGAUUUGUCUAAAGCUCAGGUCCAUGUUUUUUAUGAAGCUCUUGGAAUUAUUGUUGGAUCUGCUAAUGAUUUGGCACUUCAAAAAAGUUGGCUUCAUGAUAUGUUUAAGUUACCAAAUGAUAUGUGGCAAGAUAUAAUCAACAAUGUAGAAAAAGAUCCUGAAUCUUUUUUGGAAUUUAAAGUUUUAGAAUCAAUUAUAAAUGUUUUAAAAACAUAUGUUUCUUCAUGUAAAUCAAUUGGUCAUCCUUUUGUAAAUGUUUUGAAUGAACGUUUUAUGGAUAUGAUGCACAUGUAUACAUUAUCAUCGAAAUAUCUUGAUCAAGGUCUUAAAGAAAUCGGUGAAUCUGUUUGCCACCAAAAAGUUUUUAAACUUUUAAGAUCAGUCAAACGUGAAAUAUUGUUACUUUUAUCUGCAUGGAUAUCACAUUCUAAAGAUAAAAGCAUUGUUCUUAAUAAUUAUAUGGACUUAAUUAUAAAGAAUAUUUUGAAUGAUUAUUUUAAUUGUAAGCACGUUGUAAGAGAACCAAAAGUUUUAUCUCUAAUGUCAAUUGUUGCAAUUCAUCUAGAAAAACAAAUGAAUGCCUAUGCUGCUACAACAUUUGAUUGUCUUUUUAUGUCAACAUUAGAUAUGAUUAAAGAUGAUAUGAUUACAUUUCCUGAACAUAGAGUAAAUUUCUAUAAGCUCCUUCAGGCUUUAUUUGCUACUUGUGAACAAUCAAUAUUUGAGUUUCCUGCUGAUAGAAUGGAAACAAUUAUUCAAGCAAUUGUUUGGGGUGCACAACAUCAACUUCGAGAUGUUGCUGAAACUGCUAUUGAUCUCAUUGCUUGUAUUCUUAGAAGUGCUGAGUUUCUGGAACCACAUCAAAAAGUGCAAUUUUUCCAAACGCAUUAUAUGACAAUUUUAGAGCAUAUUUUAGGAAUUGUUACUGAUAGAAAUCAAGUUCAAUUUAUUGGUCUUUCAAAGUUAACUGUUGCUUUGUGUGAAGCUUUUAGUAUCCCGGAGUACAAGUAUAAAGGAAGUUUAGAUCCUGAAAAUGCUGCAACAAAUAAUGUUGAAUAUAUAUACAAUUAUGUAUACAAUCUUUUUAAAGUACAUUUUACAAUGCUAACAGACAAACAAUUGGAAAUUAAUAUAAAAGGAUUUUUUUCAUAUAAUUUGUCUCCUGACAAAAUGCGCGAACAUAUUCGUGAUUUCCUCAUUCAGAUUAAGACUGCUUGUGGAGAGGAUACAGAAGACCUUUUCCUUGAGGAAAGAAAACGCGAAGUUGAAGAAGCUCAAGCACGAAAGAAUGCUAUUCCUGGAAUUUUAAAUCCAAAUGACGUUGAAGAUGAUAUGACUGAUUCUUAA
Messenger RNA from Strongyloides ratti, 3198 nucleotides. RefSeq names its product Exportin-1. Gene Ontology annotation, molecular function: small GTPase binding; nuclear export signal receptor activity. Gene Ontology annotation, cellular component: cytoplasm; nucleus. Gene Ontology annotation, biological process: ribosomal large subunit export from nucleus; ribosomal small subunit export from nucleus; protein export from nucleus. Bases 1 to 3198 code for a protein of 1065 amino acids. Lineage: Eukaryota; Metazoa; Nematoda; Chromadorea; Rhabditida; Strongyloididae. The record is from RefSeq and is a predicted model, not a curated record. The transcript is spliced from 3 exons.